Meyerozyma guilliermondii ATCC 6260 is the source of this 2109-nucleotide messenger RNA. RefSeq names its product glycogen (starch) synthase (gene GSY1). Gene Ontology annotation, molecular function: alpha-1,4-glucan glucosyltransferase (UDP-glucose donor) activity. The record is from RefSeq and is a predicted model, not a curated record. Gene Ontology annotation, biological process: glycogen biosynthetic process. The coding region runs from base 1 to 2109 and encodes 702 amino acids. NCBI's taxonomy places the organism in Eukaryota, Fungi, Ascomycota, Pichiomycetes, Serinales, Debaryomycetaceae. The transcript has a single exon. Gene Ontology annotation, cellular component: cytoplasm.
AUGACCAGAGAUAUCAACAGCCAUCUUCUAUUUGAAGUGGCCACCGAGGUCGCUCACAAGGUGGGAGGCAUUUACUCGGUGCUCAAGUCGAAAGCUCCCAUUACAGUGGCAGAAUAUCGAGAAAGAUACACAUUAAUUGGACCAUUGAAUUACAGUUCGGCGCAAAUUGAAGUCGAAGAAUUGCCGGUGAAAGACCCCAAAAUUAAGGCGGCUCUCGACUCCAUGAGUGAGAGAGGCAUCAAGUGGCUCUAUGGUCGGUGGUUGAUCGAAGGAGCUCCCCGAGUGCUUCUUUUCGAUAUCCAUUCGGCGGGCCAUCAUCUCAACGAAUGGAAAUCUGAUUUGUGGAACCUUGCUGGAAUUCCCACCCCUGACCAUGACCAGGAGAGCAACGAUGCCAUUUUGUUGGGUUAUUUGGUUGCGUGGUUUUUGGGAGAAUUGGUAUAUCACGACCAAGAACGUGCGGUUAUCUGCCAUUGUCACGAAUGGUUAGCAGGUGUGGCCUUGCCCUUGUGCAGAAAAAGAAGAAUUGAUGUCACUACCAUCUUCACCACCCAUGCUACUCUCUUGGGCCGUUACUUGUGUGCUGGUUCGACAGAUUUUUACAACAAUUUGUCCAACUUUGACGUUGACGCCGAAGCUGGAAAAAGAGGCAUUUACCAUCGUUACUGCAUUGAAAGAGCAGCAACACACUCAGCUGAUGUGUUCACGACGGUGUCGCACAUUACCGCCUAUGAGUCUGAGCAUUUGUUGAAAAGAAAGCCAGAUGGUGUUCUUCCCAAUGGUUUGAAUGUGGUCAAGUUUCAAGCGGUGCAUGAGUUCCAGAACUUGCAUGCCCUCAAAAAGGCCAAAAUCAACGAGUUUGUCAAGGGCCAUUUCUACGGCAAUUACGACUUUGACUUGGACAAUACCUUGUAUUUUUUCAUUGCUGGAAGAUACGAGUUCAGAAACAAAGGUUGCGAUUUUUUCAUCGAGGCAUUGGCCAGAUUGAACCAUCGUUUGAAAGAAUCUGGCUCGAAGACCACGGUAGUUGCCUUCAUUAUCAUGCCUGGAAAGUCACAUUCGUACACCGUGGAGACCUUAAAAGGUCAGGCUGUAAUCAAGCAAUUGGAAAGCACAAUUGAGGAAGUUCAAAAGAAAGUUGGCGAGAGAUUGUUUGAGCAUUGUGCCAGAUUCCCCAACGACCACUCUAUUGCUACUACACAAGGAAAGGAAGUGCCAUCAAUUGACGAAUUGAUCAAACCUGCUGAUCGGGUUUUGUUGAAAAGACGUAUUUUCGCCUUGAAGAGAGAUGGUCUUCCACCAAUUGUCACCCACAACAUGGCCGACGACGCUUCAGAUCCUGUGUUGAACCACAUUAGAAGAGUACAAUUAUUCAACAAGCCCGAAGACAGAGUGAAGAUAAUCUUUCAUCCAGAAUUCUUGAACGCAAACAACCCUAUCUUGUCUUUGGACUACGACGAAUUCGUCAGAGGCUGUCACUUGGGUGUGUUCCCAUCAUACUAUGAACCAUGGGGUUAUACUCCAGCCGAAUGUACUGUCAUGGGAGUUCCUUCCAUCACCACCAACUUGUCAGGAUUCGGGUGUUACAUGGAAGAUUUGAUCGAAAACACCUCCGACUACGGAAUCUACAUUGUCGACAGAAGAAUGAAGUCGGUGGAUGAAUCGAUCAACCAAUUGGCAGAUUGUAUGUACGACUUCUCCAUGAAGACAAGACGGCAGAGAAUCAACCAGCGGAACCGUACCGAGCGGUUGUCUGACUUGUUGGACUGGAAGCGUAUGGGCUUGGAAUAUAUCAAGGCAAGACAAUUGUCGUUGAAGAGAGCAUAUCCCGACAAGUUCAAGAAUGGAGCCAACCCAUUCAACAACACCGAAAACCUCAAGCUCACCAGACCAUUGUCUGUUCCAGGCUCGCCAAGAGGCAAGGUGGGAAUCAUGACCCCUGGAGAUUUGGGGUCUUUGCAAGAGGCAGCACAGCACUUUGAUUCCGAAGACUACAUUGGGUUCAAAUUGGGCGGCCACCAGCAAGAUGAUGAUGAAGAUGAUAAUGAGCACUAUCCGUUGACAUUGAGAGGAAAUUCCGUACCUCCAACUGACGUCGAAGAUGCCUAA